ACCUGACCGACACGGUGGUCCUCAAAUGACUAGAGUGAGUUCAUUCUCAACCGGUGGGUUCAUGAAGCCGGAAUCCUAUGCAACCCAUUUCGCUAUAAAAGCUGGGACAGUCAAUAACAGUUCACUACUGCUAACACUCAGCUUUCAUCAACAUAAUAGUUUGAAUCCUUGCUCCUCCCUAUCCGCCAUGUCCGAAACCAUCACCCAGUCCGCUCUCUAUGGUAGCAACCAAGGUGACGCCUUCAACGAUAUUACCAUUGCGGGAUGGCCCAGUACUCAGAACUUCAGCAAGAUUUCUAACAUCUUCGUUCGCUAUGGAGAGAUCGUCGACUAUAUCAAGGUCACUUAUGAUAGCAAGAACGGGGCUGCGCCCGUGACGCAAGAGCACGGCGGUCCCGGUGGAAGUUACCAACACAACAUCGCUCUCAGCGCCUCCGAGUUCGUUGUUGGUGUCUAUGGCGAAUAUGGCCAUGUUGCGACCGACUUUGGAGCCACCAACAUUCAGAAACUCCAAUUCGUUAUCGCUGACAAGACCAAAGGAAGCGUUCGUAUCGAAGGGCCUUUCUCUACUCAAGCGAGGGUUCCAGGAAAGCCAUUCAAUGUCACUGGAACAGUCCUCGCCGUCGCGGGUUAUGUUGCGAACGGGACUGGGCCCAAUUACGGCACUAGGCCCUAUUUGCAGUCAUUGUCCUUCUUCCACCCUUCCAGUGGUUUCAAUUAGAGAAUGUGACUGCCUUUUCUCCAGCCUUCGAUUGGCAUAUGCGGUCUAAGUGUUGUAUUUUACAUACAAUUCUACAUCUUGUACAGUUUCUUCCGAGUUAUGUUCCAUCAUGGAAUUGACAACGAGAGUCUGGCCAACAUAUCAUGGUAC
Molecule: messenger RNA, 871 nt
Organism: Somion occarium
Lineage: Eukaryota; Fungi; Basidiomycota; Agaricomycetes; Polyporales; Cerrenaceae
Source: the annotation of a GenBank genome assembly